UCCACAAGGGCGUCAACCAAAGGGGCGGGCCCGAACGCUUUGACUGACACAGAGCAGUAGAGAGGAUAAGUGUCUUGUUCUGUCUACUUGGGAUAUUCAUGGGGCUUUAAAUUUCUCACCGGGACACAGGUCCACCCAGGGGCUUCAGUAAGGUUUUUCUGUCUCCAUGAGCUCCAGAUGAGAAGAGGUUCUGUGAACUGCACUGAAAUUACUUUUACAGCCAUGCAGCAGGUGCUGGACAACCUCAAGGAGCUGCCGCCUUCAGCAGGAGCCAAAGACAUCGACCUCAUCUUCCUCCGUGGCGUUAUGGAGAGUCCCAUAGUUCAGUCCCUCGCUAAGGCUCAUGAGCGACUGGAGGAUGUUAAGCUGGAGGCGGUGCAGAGUAAUAACGUGGAGCUAGUGAGUGAGAUCCUGUCUGAUAUGAGCAGUCUGACCACUCAUGAUGAAAGAGCAGCAGAACUCUGUAAGAUCCUGAAGGAACCCCACUUCCAGUCCCUGUUAGAAGCUCACGACAAGGUGGCCUCGAAGUCAUAUGAAGCUCCUCCCACCAGCACCAACUCCACCAGCAUGAGCAGCUCGUCCCUCAUGCCGGCUGACACGGUUCGCAUGAUCAGCAUCCAGAAGAAGGACGGAGAGCCUCUGGGUGUAACGUUCCGGGUGGAGGACGGUGACCUUGUCAUCGCGCGUGUCAUGCACGGCAGUAUGAUUGACAGACAGGGGAUGCUGCACGCAGGUGAUGUCAUCCGAGAGGUGAACGGCCGAGAGGUGGGCAAAGACCCCUUGGCUUUACAGGACAUGCUAAAGGACUGCAACGGAAGCAUCACACUCAAAAUCCUGCCCAGCUACAGGGAUACGCCUCCACCCGCACAGGUGUAUCUGAAACCACAUUUCACCUACACUGCUGACACAGAUAAUCUGAUCCCUUGUAAAGAGGCGGGUUUGUCUUUCUCUAAAGGAGACAUUCUGCACAUAGUGAACAAGGAGGACCCCAACUGGUGGCAAGCAUGUGAUGUUAACGGAGGCCGCACUGGCUUGAUCCCCAGUCAGUUUCUGGAGGAAAAGAGGAAGGCGUUUGUAAGGAGAGACCUGGAUGGAUCAGGAAUCCUCUGCGGGACAUUAACUGGAAAAAAGAAGAAAAAGAAAAUGAUGUACUUGACAGCGAAAAAUGCAGAAUUUGAUCGCCAUGAAUUACAGAUCUAUGAGGAAGUAGCAAAGAUGCCUCCAUUCCAGAGAAAAACUCUUGUGCUGAUUGGUGCACAAGGAGUGGGCCGCCGAAGCCUCAAGAACCGCCUGAUUGUGUUGAACCCGCUGCGAUAUGGAACUACUGUACCUUUCACUUCUCGGCGUCCACGCGAUGACGAAAAGGACGGCCAGUCGUACUGCUUUGCGUCCCGGGAGCAGAUGGAGACAGACAUUAAGGCAAGUCGCUACCUUGAGCAUGGAGAAUACGACGGCAAUCUGUAUGGAACCAAAAUCGACUCCAUCCAUGAAGUCAUUCACACGGGACGUACUUGCAUACUGGACGUCAACCCACAGGCUCUAAAGGUACUGAAGACAUCAGAGUUCAUGCCAUUCGUGGUUUUCAUCGCCGCCCCGGAGCUGGAGACACUACGGGCCAUGCACAAAGCUGUGGUGGAUGCUGGGAUCACAACCAAGCUCCUGACGGAAACGGACCUAAAGAAAACAGUGGACGAAAGUGCCAGGAUCAAGCGGGCAUACAAUCACUACUUUGAUCUGACUAUAGUUAAUGACAAUCUGGACAAGGCCUUUGAGAAACUGCAGGCAGCUGUGGAGCAGCUGACCACACAACCACAGUGGGUCCCUGUCAGCUGGGUUUACUGAGACGUACAGCGGUCCAGACGCCCCAUCAUCAUCCUCAUCAUCAUCAUCGGUGGCACAAUGAUAGGUCAGCGGCACAGAACACAAGUUCACACUGAAAGGACCCACCAGUCACUAUGCAAAUGUACACUAGGGAAGUGUACUUAUUUAUUUAACAUUUUUAUUUUCUACUUACUAAAACUUAAAUACUUAAUGGAAGCCCGUUUCCGCCACUAAAUAAAAAAAUAAAUAAAACAAGGUAAUUGUGACUUUUUACUCUCAAAAUUCUGACUUCUUUUUUUUUCCUCAUAAAUGUGAGAUAUGAAUUUGCAGAAGAAAACUCUGAAUUGCGACUUCAUAUCUUUAGAUAUGACUUCAUAAAUCACAACUGAAUGUUAUAAAGUCAGUAUUGCAAUAUUGUCAGUAUUGAGAAAAAGUCUGAAUUGUGAGAUGUGAGAAGUCACAAUAACCUUGAUUUAUCGUUUUAUUCAAUGGCAGAAACGGGCUUCCAUAAUAGUAGGAGGGGAAAAAAAGGAUUUAUUUUUUAAUGGCUUGUCAUUAAAAACAAUAAUUUUCCAAAUAAAUUUAAACUGCAUUCUAGUAUUUAAAGCAGGGGACUGUUCUCUUACUGUAAUUUUAGUGUUAACAAACGUAGGUUUACAGUGCAGGAUUCAUCUCGCAUCUCGUCAUCCAGAUCAGUCUCUACAGUAUGUCAAAUGAUUUAAGCAGCUUUAGUUGAUCCAGCUUCUGACUCAAUAAGAUCUUCUUAAGUGUCAUUCUGUUAUCCUAUUUGAUUUCAUUUUAUUUAAAUUGAAGGAAUGCUAGAAGUAAACCAAAUUUGACUUUCACAUAUAUCACAGUAGCACUUUAUUUUAUAGUCCUGUUUUGUACGUACUAUAAUAAUUGAUACUAAUCCUGAACCUAACCUAAAAGCCCAGAGCAUACUUCAGUUUUGAUGCAAAGGCUUAAAGGGGUAGUUCACCAAAAAAAUGGUCAUUUACUCACCCUCAUGUUGUUCCGAACCUGUAUGAGUUUCUGGUAACACUUUAGAAUAAGGUUCCAUUAGUUAAUGUUAGUUAAU
Molecule: messenger RNA, 2899 nt
Organism: Carassius auratus (goldfish)
Lineage: Eukaryota; Metazoa; Chordata; Actinopteri; Cypriniformes; Cyprinidae
Product: MAGUK p55 subfamily member 6-like
Exons: 13
Coding region: 178-1842 (554 amino acids)
Molecular function (GO): protein binding
Source: RefSeq, a predicted model, not a curated record